AUGGCUUCUCGAUGCCGAUCUUUCUCCAAACCGGCUCUUUCCAUGUUUAAAUCCGCUACAAACAAACCCAAAUCGGCUUCAUCAUUCUUCGGUCUCCGUCCUUCGCUUGGACCUGCGAGACCACCGAUUGCUCAAUUGGGCUCGCUUCAGUCUCUGCUUCCUCUUCACAGUGCGGUUUCUUCAGCUCGAUUGACUUCGUGUCUUGGUAUUGACUCAUUGAACUCAAGGUCGUUGUCUCAGGGUAUGCUCAGUGCGAAUCCAGGGGUUUGA
Arabis nemorensis is the source of this 270-nucleotide messenger RNA. Lineage: Eukaryota; Viridiplantae; Streptophyta; Magnoliopsida; Brassicales; Brassicaceae. The record is from the annotation of a GenBank genome assembly.